CCAUCCGGAGUCAAAUUCUUCAUCCUUGCUUCCCAACAAAAACCCAUCUCUCCCUCUCUCUUUCUCUCUCAAAAACUGUUACUACUAAAACAACUAUGUCAUCCAGUAACAAGAAAAGGCUCAUCCUCAACACUGUCUCAGUUAACUUAGGAUGUAACAGUUGCAAGAAACCAAGUCUUUCUAACAUUUUCAGCCCCAAACCAAGACCCAGAGCCACCACCACUUAUCACAACCACCACCUCUACUACUCUUCUUCUACCUCGUCAAAAACCACCACCACCGCCACCCCCACUACAACCACCUCAUUGUCUCCGGCCACCGACACUCCACCCCAUCAUUACUGGGACAGGAAUAACAACAGCAGCAGCAGCAAGAACAAGACAAAAUGUUCAAGAAGUACUGUACGAGGAUUUGGUCGAGUUGGAGGUGAAAGUGUAGCAGUUGAGAAAGACUCAGAUGACCCAUAUCUGGAUUUUCGACAUUCAAUGCUACAAAUGAUAUUGGAGAAAGAGAUAUACUCUAAAGAUGAUCUAAAAGAGCUUUUGAACUGUUUCUUGCAGCUUAAUUCUCCUUAUCACCAUGGGAUUAUUGUUAGAGCUUUUACUGAGAUCUGGAAUGGCGUUUACUCUGUUAAAUCGUCGUCGUAUAACACUGCUACCGGUUAUGGUUCUUCUUCUUGCUCGCAGUCGCAGCAGCACCAGAAGUUGCAUUAUUACUAUGGAUGACGCUACCUAUGUCACGUGACUUCUAAGUUUUUGGUGUUGCACGUGAAAGUUUCCUUUUUUCUUUUUCUUUUUUAGCAUUUUCUUGUAGUAGGAAUAUCAAUAUGAGGAAGAUUAACCUGUAAUAAAAUCUUUUAAAUGAAAUGUAGAAGUUCCUUUUUAACUGUAUGGAGACUUCUACAGAUAAUCCAGCUGUUUUUUUUCUUUUUCGACUUAAAUGAGAAAAUUGUCUUUAAUUAGUUA
Ricinus communis (castor bean) is the source of this 965-nucleotide messenger RNA. RefSeq names its product transcription repressor OFP6. The record is from RefSeq and is a predicted model, not a curated record. The transcript has a single exon. NCBI's taxonomy places the organism in Eukaryota, Viridiplantae, Streptophyta, Magnoliopsida, Malpighiales, Euphorbiaceae. Gene Ontology annotation, biological process: negative regulation of DNA-templated transcription. The coding region runs from base 96 to 725 and encodes 209 amino acids.